Oryzias melastigma (Indian medaka) is the source of this 1504-nucleotide messenger RNA. Its product is annotated as cathepsin Z. Gene Ontology annotation, cellular component: lysosome. The coding region runs from base 45 to 950 and encodes 301 amino acids. Gene Ontology annotation, molecular function: cysteine-type endopeptidase activity. Lineage: Eukaryota; Metazoa; Chordata; Actinopteri; Beloniformes; Adrianichthyidae. The record is from RefSeq and is a predicted model, not a curated record. The transcript has 6 exons.
CUGGAGUCGCUGGACCAGCGGUUUAAGAAGGGGGAGGAGCCAACAUGGCGCCGUCAAACAUUGGUCCGCUGCUGUUUUGCUCUGUGUUGUUUUUGCUGCAAACCAUCUGCUCAUGCAGGCUGUUAUCCGAACCGUGUUACAAACCCAUCGAAGACGAACGGCCGGACCGGGUCAAGACUCGGCCGCGACCACAUGAAGGUCUGAAUGUGUCGGCUUUGCCUCCAUCGUGGGACUGGAGGAACAUCGACGGGAAGAACUAUGUGAGCGUCACCAGGAACCAGCACAUCCCUCAGUACUGUGGCUCCUGCUGGGCCAUGGGAGCCACCAGCGCGCUGGCAGACCGCAUCAACGUCAAGCGUGGGGGGGCGUGGCCAUCAGCCUACCUGUCAGUCCAGAACGUCAUCGACUGUGGGAGGGCGGGCUCAUGCUACGGCGGAGAUCACCUGAGGGUUUACGCGUACGCACAUCAAAAAGGCAUCCCUGAUGAAACCUGCAACAACUAUCAAGCCGUAAACCAAAAGUGUGAGCAGUUUAAUCAGUGCGGCACGUGCUCCUUCUUUGAAUCCUGUGCGGUUGUGAGGAACUACACGGUGUGGAGAGUGGGAGACUAUGGAGAAGUUUCUGGAAGAGAACACAUGAAAGCUGAGAUUUACACCAACGGACCCAUCAGCUGUGCCCUGAUGGUGACAGAUGCCCUGGAGGAAUACUCCGGAGGGAUUUUCUCAGAGUUUCAUCCACUCUCUUUACCGAAUCACAUCGUGUCGGUGGCUGGCUGGGGCGUGGAUCCAGAGGGCAUGGAGUACUGGAUCGUCAGGAACUCCUGGGGAGAGUUCUGGGGAGAACACGGUUGGGCGAGGAUCGUCACCAGUGCCUUCAAAGGAGGCAAAGGCAACUGGUUCAACCUGGGGAUUGAGAAGAACUGUGCCUAUGGAGACCCUAUUGUUACAUAGAACUGUUUGAUCUGCAGUACUGGAGAUAAGUGGUUUAAGUCUGGUUCACUCUGGACGUGGAAGGGAGACCGCUUCCAUUCGGCGCCCUUGUUAACCUAUAGUGUGGUUCACAGAUCAUUUCACCGUCUGGUAUAGUUUGUGCCGUCGAUCCUGGCAGGAAGUUACAUCAAGAUACAUGAGAAAAUCUGAUUUAUUUGCAAAGUAUAACCAAUUUUUAACUAUAAAACAACUAAAUUGACAAAUGCUAUCAUGUUUUUGUAUCUAAACAGACAGUAGAGAUGAAAAUAAACAUAUAAACACAACACACACAGAAAAAGGCCCAAUCCGAAUUCUUCCCUUCUCUCUUCCCCUUAGCCCCUCCCCUUCAUUUAGCCCUCCAAACGGUGGGUUAUGACAAAAUAGUGUCUAAAGUUGUGUCUGAAUUGUACCCCCCCUAAUCACUAUAUAGUGCGUUCACCAUUUCCUAGUGCUGUCCAAAUCUACUAAUUCCAAAACCGAGUGCACUAGAAAUUUCCCAGAAGUCUUUGCAAAAAACUAGUGAUCAUCGAUGCUCA